CAAACAAGUAUGAGUCUCAUGAGAGCAAUAAAGUUGCGCCACUGCACUCCCUCCGAUGGAGACUUGGCGGCUGAAAGGGGCAACUCCUUCUCACCUUCUCUUUGAUUCCUCCACCUACCAAGACCACAGCCUAAGCACGACGACGAUGAAGUCUCUGACUGUAUCCACUGAGGCCGGUGAGCGUGGCGCCCCUGCGCUGCAGCUGGCUUGGGCCCUGACACUGUCGCUGUUCGUCGGGUCCGACACUGCGGUCUUCAAGACGACCGCCUACGACAAACCCGCUGCGACUGCUAGCUCCACGAUCGUCCCUGUCCAGAUCCACUUGGAUCUUGAGAGAACAGUCGCGGUGGAGCUCGAUGAGAUUGAGCGUCAGAGUCCCGCAAGUCAUCCAAGUACUGCGACAGGAGACGGGUGGGUGGAGAACAGUUUGCUGGUUCUCGAGUCUCCCGAAGCUCCUCUAUUCGACAUUGUGCGAUAUCGAGAUUACCCUCUCGUUCUCGGGUGCCGGCUUGUGGAAAGAGAAUUCCAGCUUCAAGUCGGGUGCAAUGACAACGGGCCACCAGAAUGGCUGAGCUCCCAGCUUCUGCACCAUUUCGCAUUUGUUCUUCACAACGUCAUCGCCCACCCAGAAACGAAACUGAUCGACUUGCCCACGAUCUCCUCUGAAGACUACGCGCAAGUGUUGGAAUGGAAUCACGAGGUUCCCAUCAAUGUUCGUGCCCGGGUGCAAGAUCUCAUCGCCAAGGAAACACUGGCACACCCGGAGAGCCCGGCGGUUUGUGCCUGGGAUGGCGACUUCACAUACCAGGAGCUGGACACGCUCUCCUCCCACCUGGCAGCUCAUUUGACGCAGCUAGGGGUUGGACCAGAGACCUUCGUCCCCAUCGUGUUCGAGAAGUCCAAAUGGAACAUGGUGGCUACCCUGGGGAUCAUCAAGGCCGGGGGCGCCUUUGUCCCUCUGGAUCCUGGCCAUCCCAUCCCGCGCUUGCAAGAGAUUUGCCGCCAGACCAAGGCCAAAGUGACAGUGGCUUCCAGCCAGACCGCCCCCUUAGCAACCAGUCUCGCGCCCGUCGUCGUGCGGGUGGGCGAAGAGGAUCUAACCUGGCGUGAGAACGAUGGCAUCGUGCCAGAGCCCUCAGCCGGCCCGGACAAUGCCCUCUAUGCAAUUUUUACCUCCGGAACCACUGGCAGACCCAAGGGAGCGGUGCUGGAGCAUCGUCAGUUUUGCUCCAUCGUUGGCCCCAUGAUGGAGCGGACCGGACUGAAUCGGGACUCUCGCGCCUUUCAAUUCUCCUCGCAUGCGUUUGAUUUGAGCGUGAGUGACAUUCUCGCGACUCUGGUGGCGGGUGGCUGCGUGUGUAUACCGUCCGACCUGGACCGGACGAGCAACCUCGCGGGCUCAGCAAACACCAUGAAGGUCAACAUUAUGACGACCACCCCGUCAGUGCACAGGCUAUUUAACCCGGCGGAUGUGCCAACUCUGAAGACCAUCAUCUCGUGCGGAGAGAUGCUGACGGCAGCGGACCUGGAGCAUUGGCGGGGCAUUGUGCGCAACUGCUGGGGUCCGGUCGAGACCAGCAUCAUCUGCACAGGCAAUAUCACUCCACCGGACAAUCGCAACAUUGGGACCGCAUUCGGUUGCCGUACUUGGGUGGUGGACCGCCAUGACCACCGCCGCUUGCUUCCCAUCGGCGCCGUGGGCGAGGUGCUCGUGGAAGGGGCCAUUGUGGCUCGGGGAUAUCUCAAUGAGCCCGAGAAAACGGCGGAAGUCUUCGUCGAGCGUCCGUCCUGGAUUCCGGGAGGCUCAGACGCGGACGAGCUCCGACAGUACCGGACGGGCGAUUUGGCCCGUUAUAACGGGGAUGGCACUCUGCAUUUCGUCGAGCGAAAGGAUACCCAGGUGAAGCUCCAUGGUAACCGGAUUGAGCUAGCUGAGGUGGAGCAUCAUCUGCAGAGCUCAUUCCAAACGGUGGAUGAUGUGAUUGUGGACAUUGCUAGCCCUCCUGCCCGCGGUAAUCACCAGAUCCUGGUGGCGUUUGUGCUGGAGCCUCGCCGCCGGCUCCCUGAAGCAGCAAUGCUCCUCCCGGUUGAUGAGGAGUUCCGACAGGCGUGCACGGAGGCCGAAGAAAAGCUGCGGUCUCGUGUUCCAUCGUACAUGGUUCCAGGCGCUUUCAUUCCGGUGUCGCGCAUGCCACUCACCCUCAACGGGAAAAUCGAUCGGAGAAACCUCCGUGAGGCUGCAGCAGGGCUAUCAAAAGAGGCGCUCGACAUCUACGCUGCCAAAGGCCGCAUUGACACGCAGCCCUCCCAUAAGCGUCAGCCACAGACGGACCGCGAAGUGCUGCUACAGAAGCUCGUCGCUGAAAGUAUUGAGGCGGAGCCAUCGACUGUCGGCAUGGAAGACAAUUUCUUCUUCCUGGGGGGAGACUCGACGACGGCCAUGAAACUAGUCAGCUUGGCUCGUGAGGCAGGAAUUUUCUUUACGGUGCCUGAUCUCGUCUCUCAGCCUCGUCUCGUGGACCUUCUCGCCUUCGUGGACCAGCAAGAGAGUGAGAAAGUCGACAAGAAGGACAAUAUCUUCACCAAGCCAGCACCGUUUUCUCUUCUGGGGGUCGAGGACGCCGCAACCUUUUUCAAAGAGACCCUGGCACCGCAGUUGCCCGACUUUGCGCUUGAGGAUGUACUUGACGCUUUCCCAAUGACAGCCAUGCAGAAGCGAUUCUAUGGCCCUCCGCAAUAUUAUCAACUCUUCCUUCAAGGCGAAGUCGACCAGACGCGUCUCAAAGAAGCAUGUGAGCAACUGAUGAAGGACAAUGCCAUCCUCCGAGCCAUCUUCGUCUCCCACAACGAGGAUAUGAUCCAGGUCAUUCCCAAAAGGAGCAUGUUUUCGUUUGACGAGGUUGAAUGCGAAGAACCGGACCUUGCCGAGUACGUCCAGAAGCUCUGCCAGGAAGACGUUGCGAAGCCCAUCCCUCUGGGACAGGCCCCGACUCGGUUUACAUUCGUGAAGCGCAGCCCCACAGAGAAUGUCCUCAUCAUCCGAAUAACCCACUCACAAUACGACGGGGUGACGCUGCCUAUCAUCUACCGUCGCCUUGCAGCGUUAUACCGCGGUGAACCCACCCCCAUCGUCACUGAUUUCCCGGAAUACCUCUACCGCGCAGAGACCUUGAAGACCCCUGCCGCGACAGAGACUUGGAAAGACAUCCUUCAGAAUGCCUCCAUGAGCUACGUCGGUCUCCAGCAAACCCCACCCCCCGAGCCGACCCUCCUCUAUGCCACCCGCGUCUUGCCCAACCUCAAACCGGCUCCGGGCAUCACCCAAGCCACGCUAGUCAAGGCAGCCUGGGCGCUCACCCUCUCCAGUAAUCUCGAAUGCAGAGAUGUGACCUUCGCCCAGAUGGUCAACGGCCGCGGUGUCGCCAUUCCCGGCAUCGAAUCAAUUCUCGGCCCCUGCUUUAACACUAUCCCCGUGCGCGUCCCCCGCCAGAAGUCCUGGACCGGCCUCGACCUUCUGCAUUAUGUGCAGAGCCAGCACCUCAAAACCAUGCCCUACAGCUCUCUCGGGUUUGAGGAGAUCAAAAAGCUCAGCACUGGCUGGGACCCGCGGACUACGAUGGCUUCGGUGGUCGUGCACCAACACUUUGAGCAGCUCAAAGCCUUUGAUUUCGCGGAUGGGAUCCACUGUACCGUCAAGGACUUCUUCGCACCGACGAUCCCAAAUGAAAUCGUUCUCUACUCCGAGGUCAAUGAGGCGAAGCAGUGGGAAUUGCACUUGUUGACCUCGGUGAAUGUGUUGGGGCCCGAGGCGUACGAUGGGUUGUUGGGGAAGACGGCGGAGUAUAUGAAGGUGUUGGCGGCGACGCCGGAGAAGGAACUCACAAGUAUUGUUGGGUUUUGAAAAGAAUGACCUCUGUGCUUUGUAAUUUCUUUGUUGAAGCUGGCGUCAUUGGGAUUUUGUGUUGGUGUUAUUGUCGCCUGGUCCGUUGUUCUCCUGCCCAGAUUUAAAUUGUAUGUCUGGGCGAGAAGAUAUAUAUAUAUGAUGUGUUAGUAUUACUAUGGGUUAGAGUCCCCGUGUCAUUUUCUGUACAAGU
This is a messenger RNA of Aspergillus saccharolyticus JOP 1030-1, 4094 nucleotides long. RefSeq names its product amino acid adenylation. Lineage: Eukaryota; Fungi; Ascomycota; Eurotiomycetes; Eurotiales; Aspergillaceae. The record is from RefSeq and is a predicted model, not a curated record. The transcript has a single exon. Gene Ontology annotation, molecular function: phosphopantetheine binding; catalytic activity. Gene Ontology annotation, biological process: amino acid activation for nonribosomal peptide biosynthetic process; secondary metabolite biosynthetic process. The coding region runs from base 146 to 3901 and encodes 1251 amino acids. Gene Ontology annotation, cellular component: cytoplasm.